UAUAGUAUGAGGGGCCGCCGAGGGUGAUUCAAGGUGAAUUCAAAAGUUAGAAAAAGGAUUACCGUGGGUGGAGUGUAUGUAUGCAUUUUUGAGAAGGGUCGUUUUGAAGACAUGUCGGCUGACCUUUCAAAGCGAAUAAUUCGGAAUCCGAGGCACUGAAUUCUUUUGGACCGGCCUUGGGCGUCAAGUGGAGUCCCCAAAGCCAACUAUAAUAACCGUCCAUCUUUUUUUUACAACCCCGAACUAUCCUUCCUCUCUCAAAGUUACGUUAUAACGUUACAUGUCCUCGAUGGCGCACUCCGCUGCUGAAUCUGUCUCGUCACAACCCGAUCGUCCAGAGCGUAGCCGUAAUGCUAAAGCUCAAGCUCGCCAUCGUGCAAAGCGAAAGGCUUACAUCGAGCAGCUCGAGCAGACAGUCACCAAACUACAAACUGCUUUAGGCUUCACACCAGACCAGGUGGCAGCUUUACCGCCUCCCUUGGUCAAAAUUCGCGAGCUCGAGCAAGAAAAUACCCGCUUGCAGAAAGAAAAUGAAGAAAUGAGACGUUUGUUGGAAUCUGACCACCGCGGCAAUCAUUUGUCCUCUGACUACCGUCGACACUCCUUGUCCAACUUCCACGACACACGUAACUGUGACCGCGACUUCAAGAAACGGAAGAUGGAUGAUCUCUACAUGCCGCAAGACGCUCCGCACGGUGAUCGUCCCCCUCCACUUACUAUUCCGCAGCCGCUCUCCCAUCACCAGUACGGCAGUAUACCCUCCCACAACGGGACGUCUGGUCAUGGCGGUGUUUCAAGCAACUCGUCUUCUCUCUUUAAUUUGCAUGCUCCCGCUUUCCAUCACAUUCCUCAUACCCCGUCCGGAUCAAGUUCUACUUCAAGUCCUCCAUUUUCGCAGCCUGCCCAAAUGCAACACUCAUCGCAUUCCCCGGUUAACAGUCGUCCCAGUUCAUUAUCACAUCACCCGCUUCCAAGCAGCUACCACCAUUCCAAUCAUUACGGUUCCGUCAAGGUUGAAGACGAUCAUUACAGCUCAUCAAACCAUCAUAAUCAUAAUGGCUCGUCCAACCAUUAUCACACAACACUCCCUCCUUUUGCCCAAACUGUACCAGAAGCUGAAGUGGAUAACUGGCAUGCCUACUCGGCUGAACGUGCGCAAGUGCAUCGGUAGAGCCGAAAUACCUGGAUUGUUAUAUUAUUCCCGACUGAUCGGUGUAGAUGAUACCCCCGUUCUAUCGCUAUCAUUGUCUCGCUGCAUUUCGACUAGCUCUCUUUGCCGCAUCGCUAUUUCUCCUAGAGUUUACUUCACCGCUAAUACUUGGCUUCCCCACUGUAAAAAGUUAUACGCAUUCUAGUGGAUAUAUGUGCAUAAAAAUGUAUAAUACGUGAUAGUUAUUGUAAUAUUGUAAGUAGGCGUGUUAUGGGUAUUACUUGCGAACUUUAUCAAGAUUGUAUGGCUUCGAUCAACCGAACGUUGAUGCGGUUUGGGUAACGCCGUCAAUUUGGCCUUCGGCUGUUUCAAAUGAUCUACCAGAUUCUUCGAUGACUGUUACGUAUAUCCUUUCGUACAGCAUGUCUACAACCAUGUCAUGUCUCUCU
Messenger RNA from Suillus paluster, 1599 nucleotides. RefSeq lists its product as uncharacterized. The transcript is spliced from 8 exons. The record is from RefSeq and is a predicted model, not a curated record. Bases 281 to 1171 code for a protein of 296 amino acids. Gene Ontology annotation, molecular function: DNA-binding transcription factor activity. NCBI's taxonomy places the organism in Eukaryota, Fungi, Basidiomycota, Agaricomycetes, Boletales, Suillaceae. Gene Ontology annotation, biological process: regulation of DNA-templated transcription.